This is a messenger RNA of Salvelinus fontinalis (brook trout), 8718 nucleotides long. Its product is annotated as tensin-1-like. The record is from RefSeq and is a predicted model, not a curated record. Lineage: Eukaryota; Metazoa; Chordata; Actinopteri; Salmoniformes; Salmonidae. Gene Ontology annotation, molecular function: protein binding. Gene Ontology annotation, biological process: fibroblast migration.
AUUGGCAUAACGUAACAAUGUACAUAUUGCUAAAGCUUACUUUGGAGAUUUACAAUAUUAACAUCAUUAAUAAUUAUAAUCAAUACUGUCAACGGGACAACAGUAACUACAAUGACCAAGUCUCUCUCUCUCUCAAUCUCUCUCUCUCUUAACCUCACACACAAACCAAUGCAUGCAAGCACACACGCAUACACUAACCUCCACGAAACACAUUCUCUCUCUCUAUCUCUCCCUCUUUUUUCUCCCGCUUUUUAUCUCUCCAUACCGUUCUGUACCCAAUACUCCCCCCUUCCGCCCCUCCUCUCUUUUACUCCUCCCCCUCCUCCCUCUCCGGGCUGUCUGAGUAAGUGCUGCAGCAUCCUCACAGCGGAGUGUGUAUGUGAGAGGAGUGUGUGAGUGGUGAGCACCGGGGAUCUUGAACCAGAGGGGUUCCGUGUGAAGAGAAGGGCUCUUCUGUGCGUGUGCUUGCCGUGUGUGUUUGUGGGUGUGUGUGAGUGUGUGCGUUUUCUCGAUCUAUGCGUGCGAGCAAGUGAGCGUGUGUGUGACGACGCUGUCCUCGUUCUGCACCGACCGGACCCUCUCUCUCAUCUCAUCAUGCAGCCGGCUGUGCUCAUCUCACCGCUGUGACGACUGAGUGUCUAGACCAGGCUCUGGAGACUGAGAGAGAGAGACAGGCAGAGAGACCGACACACAGACAGACAGGCAGAGAGACAGAUGGACUGUUGGUGGCGUGUGAUGCUGUGAUUCCUAGUGGAAUAGAAGGGUCUCCUCUGCAUGGGACACUGUUGUAAGCCCUCAUUAAGUUAACGAAUUGGAGACAGACAGGCAGACAGACAGACAGACAGACAGACAGCUCUCCGGUCGACUCGAAGGACCACCUCUCUUUCUGGGGUUUGGGAUGUGCUGCUUCUGGAUGGACUAGGAGAAAGGUCUCCUCUCUUUCUUCCCAUCUCCUCCUCCUCUCCUGUCUUCCACGAGAGAGCGCUCAGUGAGGAUCUGAUCCUGGAGUGUAGAGAGAUACAGAGGGCCUGACGGGACGCGAGGCAGCAUGGCUCGUCUCAACUGGUGCCUGGCCGCUGUCAUCAGCUGGGGCAAGUUCCUCUUUUCCUGCUUCUUCCCCCUACGGGGGGCCAAGAAAGACAAGCCUGAGGAGUUGGAGAGUGUCCACACACACAAUUUCAAGCUUAAGCCCUUCAAGAAAAUCAAGAGCUGUGAUGUAUGUCAGCAGGCCAUCACCAAGGAUGGGCUCAUCUGUAAAGUGUGCAAGCUGGGCAUCCAUAAGAAGUGUGAGGUGAAGGUCCUGGCAGAUGCAUGUGUGGCACCUACCGGAUCACCUACCAAGCCGCCGUCCACUGAUCCUCCUUGGAGGUCAGUUGCUUCGCUUAAUUCCCGGCCAGCCACUCCUCAGCUGCCGUUGAAGCAUGUAGAAACUCCGGGAACCCCAAGGUCCUGUAAGAGUGAGCAGACUAGACGAAGGUCAUCACGGAGUGUCAGUCUGCUGCAGGCCAUGGAUGAGAACUAUGAGGUGGACCUGGUGUACAUCACCGAGAGGAUCAUCUCUGUCUCCUUCCCCAGCGGAGCGGAGGAGCGCAGCUACACCUCCAACAUUAAGGAGGUGGCCUCCAUGCUGGCCUCCAAACACGGGGAACACUAUCUGCUCCUCAACCUAAGCGAGCGGAGGAAUGACAUCACCAAGCUUAACCACAAGGUGCUGGAGUUUGGCUGGCCAGACCAUUAUGCUCCGGCCCUGGAUAAGAUCUGCAGCAUGUGCAAGGCCAUGGACACCUGGCUCAACGCUGACCAACACAAUGUAGUGGUGCUUCACAACAAGGGGAACCGUGGGAGGACAGGAGUGGUGGUGGCUGCCUACAUGCAUUACAGCAACAUAUCAGCCAGUGCUGACCAGGCACUGGACAGGUUCGCCAUGAGGCGCUUCUACGAAGACAAAGCACUUCCUGUGGGUCAACCGUCCCAGAGAAGGUAUGUGCGUUACUUCAGUGGUCUGCUCUCUGGCCACAUCAAGAUUAACAACAAGCCUCUGUUCCUGCACCACGUCAUCAUGCACGGCAUCCCCAACUUCGAGUCCAAAGGAGGCUGUCGUCCUUUCCUGAAGAUUUACCAGGCGAUGCAGCCAGUCUACACGUCAGGGAUAUAUAACGUCCAAGGUGACAGUCACACCAGUAUCUGCAUCACCAUUGAACCUGGCCUUCUCCUAAAGGGAGACAUUUUGACGUUGUUCACACCCAAGGCCCCCUCGACGGCAGCCUGUAUGCCCGAGUCCACAAGAAAGAGUCCCUCGAUGGAGUGGUCACAAUCAACGGCCUUCCCGUCCUCGACCACCCCCUAUCGAACGCAGACCACACCCCCCAACACCCUGACCACACCCUCCCAAGUUCUGACCGCACCCUCCCGGUAGUGGGCCACGCCUCCCUGCCCGCGGUCGACCACGCCCUGUCGGUCAGCAGCGACUCUGGGAACUCGACAGCAUCCGUCAAAACCGAUCGCACCGAUGACCACAGUCUGUUGCUGCAUGGAGCGGUGAACACCAACCAGAACCACAACACGCCCAGUCAUCCCCCUCUCAGUCCCCAGGAGAAGAGAGAGUUGGACCAGCUUCUGAGUGGCCUUGAGGCCCCCAUGCUCCACCGCCAGGCCUACCUGGCUACCUCCACCAGCCCCGGGGGGGGAAUACGCCACCUUGUCCCAGCCCAGGUGCACGUCAGCGGACAUACCCGGCUCAUUGCAGCCCCCUCCGCCGAAGAGCGCGAGACGGACAUCUUGGACGACGAGCUACACAUCAAUCAGGAGGGUAACAGCGUGGACAGUUUGGGAACACUCUCGUCAUUGGAGGGCCAGGCCACGCCCGCAGAGCUGUACUACCAAUCACAGAUACCCAAUAACAGGCAGAACGACGGGCCAUACCUAGAGAAGCUACGGGAGAUGCCGGUGCACCGGGUACGGACUUCUACGUCGGCACAGGAGCGGAUCAUGGACUCCAGUUCGCCCCAGGAGGAGGAGUACUCUCCUAACAGUUACCAGAACGGGAGUAUGCAGCGUUCCCAGUCCUUCGGGACCCCCGAGCCGGGAGGCCCCAAGCUGCCCAGGGCCCCUGAGAGGAGCACCAGUAGCAGGGAGGCAGUCCAGAGGGGGCUGAACGCAUGGCACCAGUACAGUCUGCCAGACGACCCCUUCGGUCCUCCCUUACAGAGCACCCACAGUCUGCCCCACUUCCCCCCCUCUCAGCACGACAUAGAGCAGUCUAUCGAAGCCCUCGACAUGCUGAUGCUGGAUCUGGACCCACACACAGGACAGGUGCCCAAGUCCUACAGCGCCCCCUCUGGUGAGAACAGUGUAGGAGGGUCAGCCCAGAUCCCCUUCUCCCAAUCUCUGGCCAGGCCGUCCUACCAGGCAGACUCAGCCAUCCAUGGCUAUAACAUUAACUACAAUGCCUUCGGACAGCCUCUGAGGUCGACGGCUGGCCGGGUUUCAACGUCGCCCGUCCAGAGUCCUGUGGCUGAGUCUCCCCUGUCGUACGCCCCCCCGAGGUCCGCCUCGUACCAGCCCCACACCAACACCACUCCAAUACACCCCCCCGAGCCCUACCACACGCGCCCAGCCCAGGGGCCUGGUUCCCCCCUCUACCCCUCUGACUCCUCCCCCACCUUCGGACAGCUCCAGAUGAAACCCCUGAACUCGUACCCAGGUGGGACGGUGGUGUCCUACUCCCCAGACCGCAAGGGAGGGUCUCCCUAUCAUGGCUACAGCACCUCCUCCUCCCCCCUCCCCAACUCUUCCCCCCUUCUCAAGGAGCCAGAACCUGAGGAGGAGAACCUCAAUCUGGAGGGCCUGGUGGCUCAACGCAUCGCUGGGAUGCGUUCCCGUGGGAUGACCCCGGAGGAGGCUCAGGAGACCGUCCGCCGUCGGACCACUAGCGAGGGGCACUACCAGAGUGGCAAUGAGGACCCUCCAGCCCACACGGGGGCGCCGGUGCGUUCCCCUGUCCACUCGUCAGACUUCCACAUCCUCAACCCUGGAGGAAGACCCAGAGAGGGCCCCAUGCACAGCUACCGCGAGGCGUAUGAGGAUGAUGAUGCUGACGAUCGGGCUGCUGUCAGUCCUAUGUUCAGCAGUGGUGGUGAGGCCCACCCCCUGACCCCUGCCUUCCCUGUCUCACCUCAGACCCCUUACUUCAACAUGUCCCGUUCUCCUCCAGGCUUGGCCAAAACCCCUCUCUCUGCUUUAGGACUGAAGCCCCACCAUCCAGCAGACAUUCUCCAUGGUGGAUCAGACUGUGAAUCUGUAAGCGAUGAGGAGCAAGACGGCCGUGGUUAUGGUGGACACCCCUUUAAUGAUCCUAUAUCUUCCAGUAGUCCCAUCCACAGCCCAGACGGCAUGAGGAUGACUUCCUCCAUUCGGCUCCAGGCUGACUCCGGCUUCCACUCCCACCCCUUGGAGAGCGCCCAGCACACCCCCGUUCCGUCCUAUGGCCCCCACUCCCCUGAGGGAUCCCAGGUCAGCGUCGUGGGCCCCCUCCACACCGUCCCCGGAAGCCCCAACACACUCCACCGCACGGUGGCCACCAACACCCCACCAAGCCCCGCCCUCCAGCGCCGCCUGGCCAACCAGGCCAGCCCGGGUCUGGCUCGUCACCCCACACCGCCCAAUGGAAAUAGGGUACAAGUCCCCGGCAGCCCUGUGAUCCCCGCAAGAGGCUCCAGAACCACCGCCGUCCCUCCUAGCCCUUUGAUGGGGCGCCACCCGAUGGCCAGUGGCCACACUACGCCCGAUGACAGACAGGGGGCACCACCCACGCCCUCCUUCCCAGUGUCGCCCCAGCCGAUGCUUCCAGAGAAGAGACGGAUGCCUAGUGGAGAGAGGUCCAAUGGGGGGCUGUCGUAUGGGACUGUGGAUGGGAAGACCACCACACCCACCUUACCCAGUGGAGGCAGCACGCCCAGUGUGUCGACCUCUCACACCCUACCCGACCUCUCCAAAUUCUCUAUCUACGACCAGAGUCCAGACAUCAGGCUGAACGUGAAGUUUGUCCAGGACACGUCUAAGUUCUGGUACAAGCCAGACAUCUCCAGAGAGCAGGCCAUCAGUCUGCUGAGAGACAGGGAGCCAGGGGCCUUCGUCAUCAGGGACAGUCACUCCUUCAGAGGGGCCUACGGCCUGGCCAUGAAGGUGGCCUGCCCACCUCCCACCGCCCAGGCCAACAAGAAAGUUGGUGACAUCACAAGCGAGCUGGUGAGGCACUUCCUGAUUGAGACGAGCCCCAAAGGCGUGCGUCUGAAGGGCUGUCCCAACGAACCCUACUUUGGAUGUCUGUCUGCCCUGGUGUACCAACACUCGAUGACUCCUCUGGCCCUGCCCUGCAAGCUGAUGAUCCCCAGCAAAGAUCCCAAUGAGGAGGCCCUGGAGCUGGACACUCCCACUGACACAGUGGCCGAGCUGGUGAAACAAGGAGCAGUAGCACAGCAACAAGUCCCCGAGGAGGCCCAUGCAUGCAAUGUUCUUUACAUCAGCUCUGUGGACAUGGAGUCUCUGACCGGUCCUCAGGCCGUCGCCAAGGCAAUCAGCGAAACGGUGGCUGUCAACCCGUUGCCCGCGGCAACAACCGUCCAUUUCAAAGUGUCGUCCCAGGGCAUCACCCUCACGGAUAGCCAGAGGAAGGUCUUCUUCCGAAGGCACUACCCAAUCAACACUGUCACCUACUGUGACAUUGACCCCCAGGACAGGAAGUGGAGCAAGGAAGGAGGUGGAACGGCAAAACUGUUUGGUUUCGUGGCACGUAAACAAGGAAGCACAACGGACAACGUCAGCCACCUGUUUGCCGAGUUGGACCCCGACCAGCCUGCUUCAGCCAUCGUCAACUUCGUCUCCAAAGUCAUGAGGCGAUGAAACCAACCAACCCCCGGCAGCCAUUUUUUUGUUCUUCCAUUUUUUUUCUCCUUAAUUUUGGAAUGUAUUUCAUUAUUUUCUUCUGUUCUCUUUGUUUUCUUCUGCGAGAUUUUAUGUUUGAAGGACUUGGAGGUAAUCCAAGAUGGCGUCAGAGGAAGUUGUGGCUGGAGUGGUGACAGUGAUAACGUGGCUCGAGCUGGUGGAGGAAGAUGGUUUCUUCCACAGGGUAACUGUGGAAGUCCAAGUGGAGAAGCUGCGUGCUAAACUACGUAUCGGUGGGAGAAAAGGACACUGACAUUUAUCAGGUUUUCGGAUUGAUUUACCAAAGGUAGCACUCAGAACAAGUAUGUCAUUAUUAGAUGGUCAGUGUAAGGCGUUGUAGGUUUUCUUUUUUUUUUGUUCUUUUUUUACAAUGGGACUGUUGAAAUGAAACAGACAAAAACAGAAAGAAUGCUUUCUUCUUGAACUUUAUUCUGUCUUCAGAAAAAUAGUUUGCCUCAAUGGCUUCUUACUAAAGAAUAUUUAAGAAGACAUUUUGCAUGUUAGCUCGAUCUUUAAGCUUGGUCCACUAAAGUAAUUUGUGAACCCUCGAGUGGACAUUUCCCAGGCCUGUUGUAUGUUGUAAAGGGCUCAACAGCGAGAAAAAUAAACUGUUCUCAACUUCACAGAGCAGAUCAACCUUCUCAUAAAACACAUUGCUAAUGUUAGGUCCAGACUUGACCAGUCGAUCCUGGAGUGCACUGAUUGAUUUCAGAUGUGGGAGAUGGAUUACUCUGGCCUGUGGAAAGGUAGCUGGUAAAUCUACUGCUGUCACUUCUCCUGUCCACACGGUGGUGCCGAUUAUCCACGUUUGAACUCAAUCCUGCUUGUCUCAGACUGAUCCUCACCUGCUGGCUGCUCACAGACACUGCUACUUAACACACUGGAAACAAACGACAGGGACUGGUCCGAGCCCUGGGCCCUAGGCACUGUCCUGCAUGUUUUAGUCCAACUGCACCCCCCUCCCUCUAAGCUACGUUCAACAUCCCCAAAACGGCCAUUCUAUGCUGUGUUCUAUGAAGACUUUACCCCUAAGACAAGAAAACAGAGGUUGUUUGCCUUGUUAGAGACUGCAUGAUAUUAUAAACCACUUUUGGACUCUACUAAAGAGUCCUAAAAAGAAAAAAGAACAUGUAGACAGCCUUUUGUUGAAGUACUUACUCGAUGGUGAGAUGCGAUAUUUAUUUUAUUUUCUUGUUCCAACUUGCAGCAGGGUUUCACUGUAUCAAGCAAGGUUGUCUUUCAUUUUUAACCAAAAGGGAAUUUAUCCUCUCACCAGAUCGCAUCUACAUACCUUUAGACAAACCUAGAGGUUGUCACACUGUGUGUAAAUGCCUGCUUCUCAAACACACACCACUCACCCAUCUUUCAUAAGCUAAGGAAAAAUGAUAUUGAUAUCAAAUGUAUAUAGAUAUACUACUUUGAAAGGUGACAUAGCUAAAAAAAAUAUUUAUUUUUGUUGCUUUGUUCCUCCAUGAUAACUCAUAUAUACAUAUAUUGUACAGUCUACAUAAAGAAGAUUACCUUAAGGAUUGAGAAAAAAAUACUUAUUUUGGCUAAUGAUUUCAAAGUCGGGAGAUUUUGAAAGGCUUUUGGAUAUAUAUGGUGUACAUUACUCAGUACAUGUAUGUUUGUUCUAGCUCGUCAUGUUUCUUCUUCUUCGCGUUCUCAGAGAUUGAGGUUAGGCAUGUAUGGGAUGAAAGCAUAUGAUUUUUACAGGAAAAAUGCAUGGACAAAACCGUCCGGGUGGUAUACCAACAUAAUGUUCAAGUUUGUCUUAAACGCUGCCAUAAUACAGCGAAUAAUAUCAGUUACAUGGCAAAUGUUGUUGCCAGUUUUAGGGUCAGCUCUUGAAUAUGGAUUUACCAUAUUAUGAAAAUAUGAAAUGUUCUUUAAAAAAAAUCUGUUUUUAUAAGGGAAGCAUGAGGACAUUUAAUUUAGAAGCCGACCUUAAAUGCAAUAUGUAAACAACAAUGUGCACCCCAUCAUAACGACAUUAUGAUUUGCCAAAGAUUCAAACACAUAACUUCUUUGGUGUCUACAUGUUUGGCUUUUUCCAAGGAAAUUGUGUUGCUAAGCCGAAUUAAUUCAUAAAUGUUCCUUCUGUUGCCAGUAAAUAUGCAGACCCACAUACCACUAACACCACCAUUAUAUAUGAACUUCCCUAUUCUCUCUCUCGUCCUCUCCAUUGCAACUGAAUGGAUUUGAGACUAUUGUUAACCCGUUUAGAAAUACCAAGCACUUACCAAUGGAACACCACAACCAUACAACAGAUGCAGAGAUGCAAACAAUUACUUUAUAUCAUUUCAUGUGAAUAUCAGUGUUGAAGGCAAAAUGUUGUCUACAAUUCUUCAAAUAUCUUUUAUUUGAGCUACUAUGUCUAGCUAUAAUCACCCCGAUGUCCAAACCGUGGCCCUCUGUGACCCUCUGUGGCCCUCCGUGGCCCUCUCAAAGUAACAUGAUUUAUUUAUUCUCCUUAUUUAUUCUUUAUUUGCCGGUAUGUUUUUUUUUAUUUUUUAAAGUCCUCAACAUUUCAAGCUACAUGACCCCGCGGUUGUCAGUCAGUGUUAACCAAUGGAAAUGGAAUGUGUUUUUGUGUGGAGGUGUGUGGAGGAGUUCAGUGUACAGAUGGGACUUAAUGAGUGUGUGAAUGUAUUACUUAGGAUGUACAGAAGGGUCUUGUGUUUUUUUCUUCAUUUGCAUUAUACUGUCAUGGCUUACCUGUUCCUGAGGAGAAAAAAAAACAUUAAAGCAAUACAAAUCCGUUACAGUAAAACA